Molecule: messenger RNA, 544 nt
Organism: Chroicocephalus ridibundus (black-headed gull)
Lineage: Eukaryota; Metazoa; Chordata; Aves; Charadriiformes; Laridae
Product: E1A-binding protein p400-like
Exons: 4
Coding region: 77-544 (155 amino acids)
Source: RefSeq, a predicted model, not a curated record
UUAGGUUCGUUUUGGGUUUUGUUUGUUUGUUUUAUAACUUAAGCAUGCAGACUGGUCUCUCUUUGAUGUGAUUGGGAUGGAAAACCAAAUGACUUGCUACGAAGCACAAAUACUGCCAAAACUGAAGGUAACUAGGAAGCUUAUUGAAGAGAUCUACUGUUCUCCUUUGUCACCCAGACUUGAACCAGUGAAGCUCAAACCAAAUCGGUUAUUUACACCAGUGCAGUAUGGACAGAAACUUGAAGGUAGGACUAGAGACUUCUCCAGGUCUCAAUUGCAGCAGACACCGGACACAACAACAGUUGCAGCUGAUCAUCAUGAGAAAAUACAAAGACGACAACCCCAUGCCAUGUUUUUAGAAAAUCAGCAUAGGAAAGCCAGCAAGAUAGUACUCGGCCCAAUGGCUUCCACAGCUGGAGCACAAAUGAGAGUUGCUCAGACAGAGAAGUCCGUAAUGUUACAGUUUAGAGAGAAAACACUUACUUUGUCUUACAGUCAAUUCUGUCGGCUUAUUGGUGGACAGUCUCUGAAGUACCAAGAGUGA